This is a messenger RNA of Drosophila bipectinata, 1554 nucleotides long. RefSeq names its product probable cytochrome P450 6d4. NCBI's taxonomy places the organism in Eukaryota, Metazoa, Arthropoda, Insecta, Diptera, Drosophilidae. The record is from RefSeq and is a predicted model, not a curated record. Gene Ontology annotation, molecular function: monooxygenase activity; heme binding; iron ion binding.
UCCAAAAUGUUUACUUUAAUAUUAUUGGCGGCUUCGUUGUUAACGUUUGGGUGGUUCUACCUGAAACACCACUAUGAUUACUGGCAGCGUCGCGGGUUCCCAGUCUAUAAGCAGUCCGGGAUUCCGUUCGGUUGCUUGGACUCUGUGUGGCGGCAGGAGAGGAGCAUGGGCUUGGCCAUUCACGACGUGUACUUGAGAACCAAGGAAAAGGUUGUGGGCAUUUACCUGCUCUUCCGCCCGGGUGUGUUGAUCCGGGACGCUACUCUAGCACGCCGGGUGCUGACCCAAGAUUUUGCCAGCUUCCACGAUCGCGGAGUGUAUGUGGAUGAAAAGAACGACCCACUGAAUGCCAAUUUAUUCUCUCUGCAAGGCCAGAGCUGGCGCUCCAUGCGCCAUACGUUGUCACCCUGCUUCACCUCAGGUAAACUAAAGGCUAUGUACAACACUUCCGAAGACAUUGGCGACAAGAUGGUCGCUCACCUGCAAAAGGUUCUACCCGAAAAAGGAUCCCAUGAAGUCGACCUCAAAAAAAUUAUGCAAAACUUUGCUGUUGAUAUCAUUGCUUCAACGAUUUUUGGAUUGGAUGUUAACAGUUUCGAGCAUCCGGACAACAAAUUCAACAAUUUGGUAUCUAUAGCUCUGACCCAUAGCCGAAUGAGCGCCAUAUUUGGAGUGAUGAUUUUCAUGGUUCCUCCUGUGGCGAAACUACUGCUUAAACUGGGUUUAAGAAAUCCGGUUGCUGUAGCUAUGCUGGAUAUUGUCAAGGAAACGAUUGAGCACCGAGAGAAACAUGGAAUUGUUCGAAAGGAUCUCAUGCAGUUGCUCAUUAAUUUUAGAAAUACAGGAACUAUUGAAGAGAAUGACGAGAAAUGUUUCAGCAUUCAAAAAACCCCCGACGGUCAAAUCAAAGCCAUUUCAUUGGAGGCUCUUACCGCUCAGGCCUUUAUAUUUUACAUUGCUGGCCAGGAGACAACUGGAUCGACUGCGUCCUUCACCAUUUACGAGUUGGCCCAGUACCCUGAGCACCUGAAGCGUCUUCAGGCGGAGGUGGACGAGACUUUGGCCAAAAAUGAUGGAAAGAUUACCUAUGAUGCCCUGCACAAGAUGGAAUUCCUGGAGCUGUGCAUUCAAGAGACUCUUCGCAAGUAUCCUGGUCUACCCAUGUUAAACCGCGAAUGCACUCAGGACUACCCUGUGCCCGAAACGAAUCACGUCAUCCCGAAGGGCACUCCUGUUAUUAUAUCAUUGUUUGGAAUACACCGUGAUGCGGAGUUCUUCCCUAAUCCGGAAAUUUACGAUCCCUAUCGCUUCUCUGAGGAGAGUCACAAUUACAGCCCCACCGCAUUUAUGCCCUUCGGAGAGGGUCCUAGAAUAUGCAUUGCCCAGCGAAUGGGGCGCAUGAAUUCCAAGCUGGCUGUCGUUAAGAUCCUGCAGCACUUUAAUGUCGAAGUGAUGAGCAAACGAGAGGUGGAAUACGAAGCCCAUGGCAUUGCCCUGAUACCCAAGGGAGGAGUCAAAGUGCGUUUGUCCAAACGCACCCCCACCGUAGCAUAA